This is a messenger RNA of Carassius carassius (crucian carp), 1834 nucleotides long. Its product is annotated as reelin domain-containing protein 1-like. The transcript is spliced from 4 exons. The coding region runs from base 163 to 1680 and encodes 505 amino acids. NCBI's taxonomy places the organism in Eukaryota, Metazoa, Chordata, Actinopteri, Cypriniformes, Cyprinidae. Gene Ontology annotation, molecular function: oxidoreductase activity, acting on metal ions. The record is from RefSeq and is a predicted model, not a curated record.
CUUUUAAUAACAAUAUCUGCCAAAUGCAUUAAUAUUAAUUGUUUUGGAACAAAUUCAUAUUUUUUAACAUUAACACAAAUAUGUGCAAUGUAAAAAAAUUAGAUAGGAAUUUAAAAUAGCAAAAACAAAGUUGUAUAUACAUCUAAUAGCAGUCAAACACUCAUGUUCUUAGCAGAAAUGAUGAUGAUGAUGAAGAAGAAGAUGAUGCUGAUGAAGGCAGUGUGGGCUGCAUGUGUGUUUCUGUGUGUGUUUCCCGCCCGUGGAGUGUGUUUCUCUCGUGGGGCGAGCGUCUCAUCAUGUGUGAACAUGAAACCCGGUCACAUCAGCUCCUUCCCACAACACACACACACACACCCCACCGUCAGCGUACGCACCAGCCGAUCAGUGUACCUGCCACAACACACACUCACAGUAACGGUCCAGAGUUCCCGGGCGUUUAUGGGGUUUCUGCUGCAGGCUCGCUCUGUUGUGGAGGACCGUGUGGUCGGCGGUGAGUUCACGCUCCACCCUCCGAGCACACACACGCUGUCCUGCCUCAGUCCAGACGACACCGUCACACACUCGGACAAGAUGCUCAAGAGGAACCUGUCCUUCAGCUGGAGAGCCCCGACACACCCCAGCGGAGACCUGCGCUUUUACAUCACACUGGUUCAGUCCUAUUUUGUGUACUGGUCUCGAAUCAAAUCGGCAGUGGUGCAUGAUGGGACACGUAGUUCACAGAACACUGACAGCGUUACAGGACAACCAAUGGCAAGCAGGACAGACACCAACACACAAUCGUUAAAAGCACACACCAACACGCAGUCAACACACAACACAUACACAACCCCAACUUUUAACACACACACUAACACACAAUCGUUAAAUGCAUCACAUAACUUACACAUUAACACACACUCAACACACAACACAAACACACACUCAACUCCUAACACACAAACUCCAUCUUUUAACACACAAACAAUCACACAAUCAUCAAAUGCCACUAAAACACCUCUGUCCUCGUCUACACAGACUUCCCCAAACACAUCUUCAUCUCAGAGCAUCUCAACACUUAACACACCAACACCAAAUAACACACACCAAACCUCUGCUAACAACACACACACCGUACCAAAUCCACUGUUACAGACUCAUGCUUCACUUCAGAUGACAAUGCAACACACACACACCUACACACCUCCAUCACACACUCAUAGCACACAGUCCUUCGAUGCAUCCCUCCAUCCCAAACCCUCACCGGCUCUACGACAAGCCGACUUCUUCUCAUCCCGGGAGCCCACAGAGCGUGCCAUCUCCCUGACCCAGCACAAAAAACACCCAUUUGAUCUGUUUGGAGAUGUUCUCAGUCGCCCAAAACAGGCCAAAGCCCCGUCUGGAGUCCCGGAGAGAGGCAUGAAGAGGCCGGAGCACGUGCCCAGGCAGAGUGCACCUGAGCUGGGUCUGCUUCUGGGUCUCUCAGCUGCGCUCGGCAUGGCCAUCGCUGUGGGGCUCCGGUACCUGCAGAGGAAACACUGUCGCAAACGAACAGCCGUGUCGCUGAACGACCGUAGCCAUGACGACAGAGGCAUCAUGCAUGUGCAGGAGUGCGGAGAUCUGGUGCAGGUGCGGAAAAUACGGCAGAACAGUGUCCUGGUGCUGCAGGCCGAGUAUAACCUCAUCACACCGAGCGGGAACUGAACACGUGCACGGAUAUGGUUUAUGAAAGAAAUCACAAAUUAAAAAGUUUGGGGUUGAUCAGAUUUGUGCAUGUUUUUGAAUAGAGUUUCUUCUGCUCAUUAUGGCUGCAUUUAUUUGAUCAAGAAUUCAGUUAAAACAUUUAUAUUGUGGAAUA